UACUUCGUCUAUUGAUAACCUCGUACUUUAUUAGUCACCGAUAAAAAAUAUCAUUGCGACAUCGCUACAUUCCUCCCUCUCUAACCCCUCUCUCUUCCGUCAAUCAAUUCACCCAGUGGACGUACAGAAAAGACAAAGACUCCAUGUCGUCAUUUGGCCACUACUUUCGCGUGACGACCGCCGGCGAGUCCCACGGCAAGACCGUCUCAUGCAUCAUCGAGAACUGCCCGCCAGGGCUGUCCCUCGAUGAGUCCGACAUCCAGCCGCAGCUCAACCGCCGGCGUCCGGGCCAGUCGGCCAUCACCACCCCGCGCGACGAGAAGGACCGCGUGACUAUAGGAUCCGGAUGCGAAUUUGGGCGCACAUUGGGCACACCCAUACUCCUGACCGUGCCUAACGAGGAUCAACGCCCUCACGACUAUGGCUCGAAGACCAUCGACCUCUACCCGCGCCCCUCCCACGCCGACUGGACUUACCUCGAGAAGUAUGGUACAAAGGCCUCCUCUGGAGGCGGCCGAAGCAGCGCCCGCGAGACUAUUGCCCGUGUCGCCGCUGGCGCUGUUGCCGAGAAAUGGCUGCGCGAGGCUUACGGCGUCGAGAUCGUUGCUUUUGUUUCCUCGGUUGGCAACAUCAAGCUCUUUGAGGACAGGCUUGUAACCGAUAGCGACGAUAUCGACUCCCUGAGCGGCAACCCUAGGUUCCUCGAGUUUGUUGAUACCCUAACCCGCGAGAAGGUCGAUGAGUUCCUUCCCGUGCGCUGCCCUGAUGCUACCAUCGCGAAGCGUAUGGAGGACAAGAUCGCCGAGCUCCGUGAUCAGCACGACUCUACUGGUGGUACUGUGACCUGUAUCAUUCGCGGGUGCCCUCCCGGCCUCGGCGAGCCGUGCUUUGAUAAGCUUGAGGCUCUCCUUGCCCACGCUAUUAUGUCUAUUCCUGCUACCAAGGGUUUUGAGAUUGGCUCUGGCUUCCGCGGCGCCGAGAUGCGCGGAUCCCGCCAUAACGACCCCUUCGUGUCUACUGCCGUCGCCGACGAUGCGACGCGGAGCGCUAGCGCUGGCAUUCCUCCCUCUCGCCUGCAGACCAAGACAAACCACUCCGGCGGUAUCCAGGGUGGCAUCUCCAACGGCAUGCCCAUCUUCUUCCGCGUUGCGUUCAAGCCCCCCGCUACAAUCUCCCAGGACCAGACUACUGCUCGCUACGACGCUUCGGGCGAAGGCAUCCUGGCCGCCAAGGGCCGUCACGAUCCUAAUGUUGCUCCUCGCGCGGUUCCUAUCGUCGAGGCCAUGGCCGCUCUGACUAUUGCUGACGCCCUCAUGGCUCAGCACGCGAGGCAGAUGGGCCUGAAGAUUGCCGCAGCUGGACGGUAGUACAUUUCGGCCAUGUAAAGAACAAUCGAAGGGCGGUCUCUGGAAGCGUCGGCGCUCACGCAAGAGGAUGCGAAGGGUAUUUCGUUGGCGACGAUGAGAGAAUCUGGCCGUGCGAGGAAGAAAAAGAUAGACAGCAGCAGAUGGUGAAAGAUCAAGCGUCGGCGCCCGUCUUGAGGGAGUACGGAUGCUCGGCUACAUCACCUCCAGGGGAUCAUCUUUGGCACUAAAGAAAAAGAAAAAGAAAACUGCCAUACUUGAAUGCGGAGUAUUUCUCACUACAGGGUAGCAGAGACUAGCUUCGUGAAAGACCCCAAUCAAAUACAUUUCGCAAAAGAAUCA
Messenger RNA from Colletotrichum navitas, 1706 nucleotides. RefSeq names its product chorismate synthase. Gene Ontology annotation, molecular function: chorismate synthase activity; FMN binding. Bases 144 to 1367 code for a protein of 407 amino acids. The transcript is spliced from 3 exons. Gene Ontology annotation, cellular component: cytosol. The record is from RefSeq and is a predicted model, not a curated record. NCBI's taxonomy places the organism in Eukaryota, Fungi, Ascomycota, Sordariomycetes, Glomerellales, Glomerellaceae. Gene Ontology annotation, biological process: aromatic amino acid biosynthetic process; chorismate biosynthetic process.